Messenger RNA from Salvelinus fontinalis (brook trout), 1966 nucleotides. RefSeq names its product zinc finger protein 85-like. The transcript has 6 exons. The coding region runs from base 1 to 1362 and encodes 453 amino acids. Lineage: Eukaryota; Metazoa; Chordata; Actinopteri; Salmoniformes; Salmonidae. The record is from RefSeq and is a predicted model, not a curated record.
AUGGAGUACCGGAUCCGUUUGAACAAGGCAGUAGAUGUGGCCAAUGAGUGUUUGAGGAGGCAGGGUCGGCGCAUCGAGUACUUCAGCCGAGAGAUCUACAACAUCACCAACUUCAGGUCUGAGGGCAGUGGACAUGACCACUGCGAGGCCUGGAAUAAAAUGACAUCUAAGAACUCUACAGCUCUGAUGAUUAUUAUAACAGGGAAGCAAACAUCAGUUCUGACUGUAGCUGUAGAAAUCAUAGUGGUUGUUCUGGUUCUCAUCCUCUGUGUCUCCGGCUUCAUGUGGAUCAGGAAGAAGGGCUCCAAAUCCACCUCUGACAUUAAGGACACAGCAGACGAUGGACAGGGAGACUGUAGUCCCAUGUAUGACAACAUCUCAGGCAUGGCCAUGACCCCUACUGCAGCACAGAGAGCAGACAGAGGCGAGCAGGAUGACAGUCACUACACCAGCGUCCACUUCUCUGGCUCCAAUAACCAAGGAGUGCCUCUGUACUCCACUACAACAUCUCAGAUCAUUUCAAACAUACACCAACGCAUACACACAGGAGAGAAGCCUUAUAGCUGUGAUCAGUGUGGUAAGAGCUUCAAUCAUUCAGGAGCCCUGACCACACACCAACGCCUACACACAGGAGAGAAGCCUUAUACCUGUGAUCAGUGUGGGAAGAGCUUCAAUUAUUCAGGAAACUUGACUGCACACCAACGCAUACACACAGGAGAGAAACCUUAUAGCUGUGAUCAGUGUGGGAAGAGCUUCAGUCGAUCAGGAGACCUGAUUACACACCAACGCAUACACACAGGGGAGAAGCCUUAUAGUUGUGAUCAGUGUGGGAAGAGCUUCAAUCGAUCAGGACCCCUGACUAUACACCAACGCAUACACACAGGAGAGAAGCCUUAUAGCUGUUAUCAGUGUGGAAAGAGUUUUGUUCGAGAUUCCAAUCUGAUUGCACACCAACGCAUACACACAGGAGAGAAGCCUUAUAGCUGUGAUCAGUGUGGGAAGAGCUUCAAUCAAUCAUUAGAAUUGACUAGACACCAACGCAUACACACAGGAGAGAAACCUUAUAGCUGUGAGCAUUGUGGGAAGAGCUUCAAUCAAUCAGGAAACCUGACUAAACACCAACGCAUACACACAGGAGAGAGACCUUAUAGCUGUGAUCAGUGUGGGAAGAGUUUUGCUCUAGAUUUCACCUUGACUACACACCAGCGAAUCCACACUGGAGAGAAACCUUACUCCUGUCUAUGUGGAAAGAGCUUUGCUCAUUCAGGGUCACUAAAAAAACACAAGGAAGCACAAACAUGUUUUCUUUCAUCUACCUCCUCUCCGGCACCUGUUCCAGAUCCCUCAAUACAGUUUCAAUAGAAAACAUAUUGUAAAGAGUCAUCCAUCUCCCAUUCUCUAACAGUUUACUAAGUCUGAUUCCCAUGGUAACCUGUGUAGAUAAUAUGCAGCUCUGGAUCCAUAUGUAUCAAGUGUCUUGGAGUGGUGUGUGUGUGGAGUGGGGUGUUCAGAGCUGUAUCUUAUUUCAGUAACUCCUGUUAUCCAUUAAAUAAUGUAGAAUGAUGUUUCAAAAAUAGGUUCAUAUUCAUGUGUGAGAGAAAUGUUGUCUGAAGAGAGAGCCUUGAAUUGUACAUCUUUCCUCAUACAGUCAUUGGUUCCUGUUGGUGCUGGGUAGAGAUGUGAGGGGGGUCAUUACCCCCUCAGACCUUUUGUCAGAAGGCCCAGAACAUGUUCUAUAAUUUAAGAUAGGAGACGGUGCCAGUCACAUGCAUUAACCAAUCGUUAAUGAUGAAUUAAUUAUGAAAAAUGUAAAUCAUGCAAAUAUAACUUGUCUGUGUAAGCAGUAUAUAAGAGAACUAACGGGACUGCCCCGAAAGAGCUCCUGACCGACGUGUACUGUGGUGCAUUAAGUUUGUUGGAUACUCUCCAGCUUGCUGAUAAUAAAGAAUGAUUAAUUUAAGUUUGA